Molecule: messenger RNA, 1761 nt
Organism: Aspergillus terreus NIH2624
Lineage: Eukaryota; Fungi; Ascomycota; Eurotiomycetes; Eurotiales; Aspergillaceae
Product: D-arabinono-1,4-lactone oxidase
Exons: 1
Coding region: 1-1761 (586 amino acids)
Cellular component (GO): mitochondrion; membrane
Molecular function (GO): FAD binding; D-arabinono-1,4-lactone oxidase activity
Source: RefSeq, a predicted model, not a curated record
AUGGAGUCUCUAGACCCCACGGUCCUCCGAGAGCUCUCCCGACUUGACCCCGCGGUCCCUUUCCGCGCUUCCUCCGAGCAUCUCCAUCAUACCUGGGCGAAGACCUUCUUCUCGAGACCAGAGCUGUACAUCCAGCCUCAGUCAAUUCCCGAGAUCCAAAAGGUCGUGACGUUGGCCCGCCGUUGUCGCCGUCGUUUAGUCACCGUCGGAAGCGCCCAUUCUCCGUCCGAUUUGACAUGUACCUCAUCGUGGCUGGUCAAUUUGGAUCGCUUCAAUCGUGUCCUUGAGUUGUCGCCUGAGACUGGCGUGGUGACUGUCGAAGCGGGAAUUCGAUUGAGGGACCUGGGUGUAGAAUUGGAACGCCAUGGACUGACGCUGUCGAAUUUGGGUAGCAUCGAUGACCAGUCCUUAGCAGGUGUGAUCGCAACGGGGACUCACGGAAGCUCUUUGCGACACGGAUUAUUGUCAGAGUGUAUCAUCUCACUCACGCUGAUGUUAGCCAAUGGACAGCUGGUGCGCUGCAGCGAGACCACCAACCCAGACCUAUUCAGGGCUGCCCUGAUCUCGCUGGGUGCGCUUGGUAUCAUUGUCGAGGUGGCGUUUCAGGCCGAGCCGUCUUUCAAGAUCGCCUGGCGACAGACGCGACGGUCAUUGUCGAGCGUUCUGGCUGAGUGGUCGGCGGGACUCUGGACAUCACAUGAGUUUGUUCGCGUCUGGUGGAUGCCCUACCAACGAAGCGCCAUCGUCUGGCACGCCGACAAAACCGAUCUCCCGCUCCGCGACCCGCCAUCGACGUUCUAUGGGGGAAAGCUUGGGUAUCACAUCUACCACAACCUGCUGGCGCUAUCGAACUACUUUCCUCGGAUCCUUCCCUGGGUGGAGUGGCUUGUUUUCGGCCUGCAGUAUGGGUUCAAGGCGGAGUCCACUGUUACCGAGGCGGUCGAGCCAGCCCGUACGGGUCUUCUGAUGGAUUGCCUCUACUCGCAAUUUGUGAAUGAAUGGGCUCUUCCUCUGGAAAAGGGUCCAGAGGCGAUCAUCCGGUUGUCAGCCUGGCUGAAUGGUGACACAGAAACCGCUCGCAUUCCCUUUUCGCCUAAGGGGCUGUGGGUGCAUUGUCCGAUUGAAGUCAGAGUGUCUGACUCGACCCUUAACCAAAGGCCUCGCCCGUUCCUUGACCCCACCUGUCGCGACAGCCCAACACUGUAUCUGAAUGCAACCCUCUAUCGGCCAUAUCUCCGUGACCCUCCCUGCAGGGAUCGGUAUUACGAAGCAUUCGAGUGGCUGAUGCGGGAAAUGGGUGCAAAACCUCACUGGGCCAAGAACUUCACGGUAACGGGACGUCAUGAGUUGCGGGAAUCAUACGGCCAGGACAUGGAUGAAUGGCUAAAGGUGCGUCGCGAAGUGGACUCGGAGGGCAUGUUCCUUGGCGAAUGGCAUCGCCGUAAUCUCGCACUGCCUGGUGGCGAAACCGAGUCGGUGUCCGGCGAGCCCUCUGAACCUCCACUGCUGGAGCGCGAGAAAAUUCGCCGGAAGGCGAAUGUCCGCGGAGCUGGCGAUGGUAUGGAAUGGGUCGGCGAGAAUCGGAGACCAGCAAAUCUGACAUCGGAGUCUUCCACUUCCGUUGAAAGUCAAGAGAAGAAUGACCAUGGAUUCCAUGAUGUAACAGGCCAGAGCACACCCACUACAGCGGCUAGUGAGGAGAGCUUCGAUCUUCUUGCAACCGGCGAGGCCAGCGUUGUCCUGCCUAACAACCGCAUGUAG